ACUGUACACAAUUUCUACAUUCAAAAGUAUCUUUUCUCCGUUAACAAACGCAACAAUGAUUAAGAUCAAUACAGGGGAAAUAAUCCUUGUACUAAAUUGAAAGUAGAAACAACGUGAGGGAGAAAGAAGAAAACACUGCUUUGAAAUUUAAACAAACCAUGGAAAGACAAGAAAAAAAAUGGGGGAAAAAAAAUGUUGAUAAUGACAGUUUAUUAGAAGUUCCAAAAGGAUGGAAAGAACCAGGAAUAACAAAAGAAGAUAAUAAACAUGGCAUGCUGGCAGAGAGUUCAUUUGCUACACUAUUUCCAAAGUAUAGGGAAAAGUACCUGAGAGAAUGUUGGCCUUUGGUUAAGAAAACUUUAGCGGACUAUGAAAUCAAGGCAGAAUUAGAUGUAGUAGAAGGAAGUAUGAGUGUAUCUACCACCAGGAAAACUUGGGAUCCAUAUUCUAUUGUCAAUGCUAGAGAUCUGAUCAAGUUGUUGGCCAGGAGCGUCCCUUAUGAACAGGCAAUUAGGAUUCUAGAGAAUGAUAUAGCAUGUGACAUCAUAAAGAUAGCAUCACUUUGUAGAAAUAAAGAAAGAUUUGUAAAGAGAAGACAGAGAGUUAUAGGUCCAAACGGAUCUACUCUAAAGGCCAUAGAGCUCCUAACAGAAUGUUAUGUUCUGGUACAAGGUAACACUGUGUCUGCUUUGGGACCACACAAAGGAUUAAGAGAUGUCAGAAAAAUCAUUGAAGACACUAUGAAAAAUAUCCAUCCUAUUUAUAAUAUUAAGACAUUGAUGAUAAGAAGAGAAUUAGCAAAAGAUCCUCAACUACAAAAUGAAAGCUGGGAUAGAUUUUUGCCAAAAUUUAAGUCUAAAAAUAUCAGUAAGAGGAAGCAACCUAUGAAGAAGAGAAUAAAGAAAAUAUAUACACCUUUCCCACCUCCACAGCCAGAGAGUAAGGUUGACAAAGAACUUGCUUCAGGUGAAUAUUUCCUGAAGCCCAGUACCAAAAAGGCAAGGAGGCAAGCUGAGAAAAAGGAAAAACAGAAAGAAGCAGUUGAAAAGAAACAAGACAAGAGAGCACAAGCAUUUGUUCCUCCACAGGAGACGGGAGAAUCAGCAGCAAAGAAAUUAAAGAAAACAGAUGAUACAGUCAACGUUGAAGAGUUGAAAAAGAAAAUCAAGAAAGCUCAGAAAAAGAAGAUUGGUCAAACAUCUGGAUCCUGACAAAUAACAUGAAUUUUAAACGGAAAAAACUGUUGAACAGAAAUAACCAUGGCACCAUUUCCAGAUUUCAAAAUAUGCUGCAUGAGUUAUACUGACGAGACAACAAUAUUAGAAAGUUAAAUUUCAUAACUGUUUGAUGCAGUUUUCAAUAUGACAAAGAUUUGUGUAUCAUAGAUCAUUACAAGUUCUCAUUUGAUGUCAUAGGAAAUGUGUUUGUAAACAUUUUUGUUGUCAUACAUAAAUUCUUAACAGAAGCAUUUGUAGAUACCAUUCCUUUUAUAAUAUGAUUUUAGAAAUGUGAAAAUAUCAGCUUUAGAAUUUUUAUUCUUUGAAUAAGGAUGCAUUAAAUAUAUCAUGUUAUUAGAAUAGUGCAAUUGAAACUGAUUCAUCGGAACAUAACAGGUUUAUAGAGUCUUUAGUACCCAGAUUUAUCACUUUAGAGGGAUUUAUAAAAGUGUAAUAUGUAUAACUGUAUAUCACUUUGCCUAAGGACCUUAUCUAUCUGUCACGACAUUCAUGAUAAUUUUGAGCUUCUUUUCAUUCCUUUUAAUUUUUGUAAGGAUAAUGCUAAUAUAGUUAGUAGACUUUUCAUAAGAACAUGCACAUGUAUCAUUGGAGUUUGAUUUCACUAACAAUUUCAUGAUCUAUAAAAAAAACUAUUUCAGUGUUUAAAUUGUAUAUAUAUAUUUAAAUAAAAGUUCAUCAUGU
Molecule: messenger RNA, 1919 nt
Organism: Mytilus trossulus (common blue mussel)
Lineage: Eukaryota; Metazoa; Mollusca; Bivalvia; Mytilida; Mytilidae
Product: KRR1 small subunit processome component homolog
Exons: 11
Coding region: 159-1211 (350 amino acids)
Cellular component (GO): nucleolus; small-subunit processome
Molecular function (GO): RNA binding
Source: RefSeq, a predicted model, not a curated record